Heterostelium album PN500 is the source of this 3672-nucleotide messenger RNA. It is a transcript of the gene forA, whose product is annotated as actin binding protein. Gene Ontology annotation, molecular function: actin binding; small GTPase binding. NCBI's taxonomy places the organism in Eukaryota, Evosea, Eumycetozoa, Acytosteliales, Acytosteliaceae. The record is from RefSeq and is a predicted model, not a curated record. Gene Ontology annotation, biological process: actin cytoskeleton organization. Bases 1 to 3672 code for a protein of 1223 amino acids. The transcript has 7 exons.
AUGUCUGAAAGUAGUAAGACACCACCUAUUGCAGGUGAGAAAGAGAAGAAAUCAAAUAGCAAUAACAAGCGAUUUAAUCUCAAGGUAAAUGUUGUUAAAGCUAAUAAGCUGGUUGGUUCCGAUGGUGCUGUUUGCAGUCCAUACGUUAAAGUGGUCUGGGGAAACAAAAAGAAAGCACAAAAGACUAAAGUGGUUACAAAAUCAUCUGAUCCAGAAUGGAAUCAAUCUAUGGCAUUUGAAGUUAAAUGUGAUAAAUAUCCAGAGAAAAAACCAGAUGUAGAAAUCGAAGUUUAUGAACAUAAUAAAUUCUCUGGUGAUAAGUUGAUCGGUGAGGUUAACUAUCCAAUCACAGAUACCAAUGUCAUUUUGAAUGAGCCAUCCAAUAUUGUAUUACCAGUGAUUCUCAAUCAAGGAACCAAACAUGAAUCUAAAUCUGAUCUGUCACUCAGUUUAACACCAAACUUUGGACAAGAUAAAGCAGUUGUUGAGAAACAAAGACAAAUUGAUGAACAAAAGAAGAUGGCAGAUGUUGAAAGACAAUUUGCACUUUUAGUUGAUCAAUUGGCAAAUGAUCCAAAAGCAAAGGAAGCAAUGUUAAAGAUGGAUUGGAAAAAUAAGAUGUUGAUGAUAGAGCAAAAUAAAGAUAAAUUAUCAAGUGAUAAAACACCUGAUCACUUUGCAGUUAAACUACUUCGUGAACUUGGUAUUCGUGCCAAGAAAUCAUUGACUGCAAGCGCUGGAUCGACACCAUCUUCACCAACAUCAUCAUCCGAGGGUAUGUCCGUUUCUGAUCUCAAAGACAUCAGUGUUGCAUUGCGUUCACGUGGUCUUGAUUGGAUUCGUCAAUUCCACAAACUAGAGGCAACCACACGUCUCGUUGAAUUACUCAAUGUUAUCAAUCUACAACCAACAUUGAAUGAAGAAUCGAUUCAGCAACAAUUCGAAUGUCUAUCAUGUAUAAAGAAUAUUAUGAACAACAAGAUUGGUAUACAAUUCAUCUUGAGUGUCAAGAAUUCAUUUAAGGUUAUUGGUGCAUGUCUUGGUUCUACAAAUGAUAGAGUUAAUGAAUUGGCUAUUGCGUUGUUGAAUGCUAUUAAUUUUGCAUCGGAUAAUGGACACAAGAUCAUCAUUGAAGUGAUGAACAACAACAAGGUGAUCAAGGGUGAAAAACGUAGAUUCAUAUCAUUGGUUAGUGCAUUGCGUUCGAAACUAGGACAAAAGGAGACACGUGAGUCUCUCAAGAUGAAGUCAAUCUAUUUGUCAUUCAUCAACGUCAUUGUCAAUUCGCCACCUGAAAUUGACUUGCGUCUCUCGUUGCGUCAGGAGUUUUACUGGUUGGGUUUGAAGGAGAUCAUUGCCGACCUCAGCAAGUACGAGUAUGACGAGUCGCCAGAGCUCGAUACACAGAUCACUGUGUUUGAGGAGGAAGAGAACAAGGAUAGCAAGGAAAUGGCCGAUCGUUUCAACGAAUUCCCAGGUCUCAACUUGACCUCCAUCGACGACACUAUCAAGGCGUUGAUGGACAAGAUCAAGAUCACUGGACUCGUCGAUACUUUCCGUGAGAUUGUCAAGGACUUGCUCUUGUUGCCGGCAAACGAAGAUCUAGGUCUUCGUACAUGGUUGGUCGCCUCGAGAAUCAUCAAACAAAUCUCGUUGCGUGACAAGAACAUUGGUGUCGACGAAGACUUUAUUGUACCACUCGAUAAUUUGUUGCUCACUUGCGAGCAAGAAGCAAAAGAGCUUCCACUUCGCGCCAAGAUUGAAGAUCUCUCAAAGGGAUCACAGGAUCUCAACAAGAAGGUUGCAGCUCAAGAGCUAGAGUUGAAGGAGAAGAUCGAUCUCGUCAAAAAGUACGAGGAAACCUCUGCUAAACAGUUGGAGGAGCUGAGCAGCAAGUUGAAGAGUAAGGAGGAUGAUAUCAAGAUGUUGUUGGAGCAGAUCGAGACAUUGAAGGCUAGACCAAUGGCCUCGGUAACUGCGACACCAGUAGGUGCAGAUUUACCAUCGUCCGGUGGACCACCACCACCCCCUCCUCCACCCGGAGGACCACCACCACCCCCACCCCCACCAGGAGGACCACCACCACCUCCUCCACCACCCGGAGGACCUCCUCCACCUCCUCCACCCCCAGGAGGACCACCUCCACCACCUCCACCCCCAGGUGGCGGACCACCCCCACCUCCACCACCCCCAGGAGGCCCACCAGGCCCACCACCCCCACCAGGAGGACCUCCAGGACCACCACCCCCACCAGGUGGAUUCGGUAAGAAGGCUGCUGCUCCAGCAAGAAAGCAGAUUCCACUACCAGGAAUGAAGAUGAAGGGUCUUCAAUGGACCUCUCUCAACGAUAAAAAGAUUCAAGGUACAGUGUUUUCUAAAUUCACAGUCGAUUCAUCAAAGGAUAUCAACUUGGACUACAAGGAAAUCGAAGAAGCAUUCCAAGCCAAGGUCAUCGAAAAGAAAGAAUCGUCUGCACCCAAAAAGAGUGGACCAGUCGCUAUCAUUGAUGGAAAGACCAGUCAAAAUCUAUCGAUCUUUUUGUCUCAAUUCAAGGGUAAAUCAUUCGAUGACAUCUGUGGUGCAAUCAAUCGUGGUGAUGAAUUGAUGUUCCAAAGCAAUCACAUUGAUGCACUGAUCACUUUCUUGCCAUCGGACGACGAUAUCAAUAACAUCAAUGAAUUCCUCAAGGAGGAGAAGGAUGUCACCAAGUUGGGAACUGCCGAGCAAUUCUCAUUGAAGAUCAACGCCGUUCCCUCGGUAAAGACACGUCUCACUGCCAUGAAAUUCAGAUUCGGUUACGGUCCAAAGAAGUCGGACAUCAAGUUGGAUAUUGCCAACUUCCGUACCGCCGUCAAGGAGCUCAGCGAAUCCACCAAGAUUCCAAAGAUCAUUGAAAUCAUCUUGAUUCUCGGUAACUUUAUCAAUGGUGGUACACCAAGAGGUAAUGCAUUCGGUUUCAAGUUGAAUACCAUCACCAAGCUUGCCGAUACCAAGUCCACUGACAACAAGAUGUCGUUGAUCAACUACUUGGCCAAGGUCCUACAAAAGGACUUUAACAGUUUGACCAACUUUGCCGAGGAGCUCAAGCAUGUCGAACCGGCAUCAAAGAUCUCAAUGUCCAAUCUCUUGUCAGAGAUUGCCACACUGCGUAAGGACUUCCUCCAAGUACAAAAGACCAUCGAAACAUUGGCACCAUCCGACGAUCAAGAUACCUUCAAAUCGACAUUCGAGACAUUCUUGAAGGUCGCCCAAGAGGAUAUCGAUCAAAUCACUGACAACUCGCAACAAAUGGAAACAGAGUUUAGAACGUUGGCCACCAACUAUGGUGAGGAUCCAAAGAUCGAUCCAUCAGAGUUCCUCAUGAUGUUUGUCAAGUUUGUCGAACAAUACGAUAAAUCGACCAAAGAGAACGAACAAUUGGCACAACAAGCAGAAAAGAUUGCAAAGAGAGAGGCUGCUAAGAAACUCAAGGAGGAAGAGGAUGCCAAGAAGAAGCAAGCCGCCGAAGAAAGAAAGAAGAAGGGUGCUUCAGAAGAAGUUAUGCCAGAGGCAGUUGUCGAUGAUCUCUUGAAUACCAUUGCAAGUGGUGAUGCCUUCAAGAACAGAAGAAGAGCUGGUCGUGGUGCUCGUGCUGCUCAAGUAGAUUUAGAUUCAAUAGAAAUCGAAGUAUAA